AUGAAUGUCGAACUCUCAACAGAAUUCAGCAUGGAGAAUGAAAGUCCUGUUACAUCAUGGGAUCAGACAGUGAGACCAUAUGUUCAGCUGGAGAACUGGAAAGGUUUUUUUAAUUUCAAAAAUCUGCUGCCUGAAAACAGUGGUGACGUGUCUAAGAAAUACCACUGGGUCAUGACAGCUUAUUUCAUUUUGAGACACUUUCUUCAAACUGAGGUUAUAACAACUGGCAGUUUGACAUUGAAUGUACACUUUGUUGGAGUUGAGACAGAAAUCCAAUACAUCCACACUUUCAAUGAAUUGCUCAACUUGUUCCCAUCGUUCAAAUUUCAACUGUCUUUCAUCGGACCAAACAUGCAGCACAAUUCUUCAAUCACAGACAACGCACAGACAACCAAGAUACUUGAUACCAAUGGAAAGAUUGAAGUGAAGUUCAUAUAUCAAUUGUAUCAUGAUAUUGUCGGCAUUGACAAACCAGAUCUAGUUAUAGGAUUUAAUGCCGGAAUAUCCGCCUAUCCGAGUUGGAAGACGACCAUUCUCCAUUUGAAGAAAAACAAGAUACCAUCUUAUUUCAGUGAGUACUGCUGGCGGUGCUAUUAUACAACACGGAAUGUUCUUCACGGGCAUUUACGCGGCGUUCAUGUCUCCAAUGGUCUGCCUAACAAUUUCAGAUGUCCGACACAAAUCCGGGAUGAUUGCACUAAAAUAACUCAGUACCGCAAUAAUAUUGUGUUCAAACUUUUGUUUCAUCAUCCCGAAUGA
Molecule: messenger RNA, 759 nt
Organism: Helobdella robusta
Lineage: Eukaryota; Metazoa; Annelida; Clitellata; Rhynchobdellida; Glossiphoniidae
Exons: 6
Coding region: 1-759 (252 amino acids)
Source: RefSeq, a predicted model, not a curated record